Seriola dumerili (greater amberjack) is the source of this 1875-nucleotide messenger RNA. It is a transcript of the gene gosr2, whose product is annotated as golgi SNAP receptor complex member 2. The transcript has 6 exons. Gene Ontology annotation, cellular component: SNARE complex; ER to Golgi transport vesicle membrane; late endosome membrane. NCBI's taxonomy places the organism in Eukaryota, Metazoa, Chordata, Actinopteri, Carangiformes, Carangidae. Bases 139 to 777 code for a protein of 212 amino acids. Gene Ontology annotation, molecular function: SNARE binding; SNAP receptor activity. Gene Ontology annotation, biological process: intra-Golgi vesicle-mediated transport; vesicle fusion. The record is from RefSeq and is a predicted model, not a curated record.
GCUUGGCUGAUGACGUGUACACUCCACUACCGUUAGCUAGGCUGCUAGCUUAGCCACCUGUCAGAAUAAAGGUGUUAUAAAUAAAUUAACGACCUAAAGUAAAAGGGAAGCAAAGCGUUUCAUUAACUCAGGGGGAAAAUGGAGACGCUUUACCACCAGACGAACAAGCAAAUCCAGGAGGUUCAGUCUCUGAUGGGAAACCUGGAGAAGACAGACCGUCAGUCGGUACAUUUGUUAGAGAAUGACCUGCAGGCUAGAAUCGACCAGAUCUUCAACCAUUUAGAACGCCUUGAAAUUCUGGCCAGCAAGGAGCCACCAAACCGCCGUCAGAACGCCAAAUUGCGAGUGGACCAGCUUAAAUAUGAUGUUCAGCACCUCCGCACCGCUCUACAGAAUUUCCAGCACCGACGCUACGCCAGAGAAGCCCAGGACAGAGAGAGGGAGGAGCUCAUGAGCCGCACCUUCACCACCAACGAUGCAGAUACCUCCAUCCCCAUAGAUGAGACCCUUCAGUUUAACUCCAAUUUGCACAACGCACACAGAGGCAUGGAUGACCUCCUGGGCAGUGGCAGCAGCAUACUCAACGGUCUCAGAGAUCAAAGAUCCACAUUGAAGGGGACCCAUAAGAAGAUGCUGGAUGUGGCCAACAUGUUGGGGCUGUCAAACACAGUGAUGAGACUUAUAGAGAGGCGAGCCACGCAGGACAAGUUCAUCAUGAUUGGAGGCAUGCUGCUGACCUGCGUCUUCAUGUUCCUGGUGAUCAGAUACCUGGGCUGACCUCCAUCCAUUGAUGAGUCGUGGACAUUUCCGCAGCACAUCAUCCCUCGUGAUAUGAAAAGUGGCAGAGCUUGAAUUUUUAACAUCAGAUAAAGUAAUUUUUAAUAAAUUGUGCCAUUACAGUUUGUUUCCCAUCAUUUUAAAAUUUUUGGGAACCUGCAAAAUGGUAAGUUGGAAGAAGACCCUAAUUACAGACAGUAUUUUCAUUCCACUUGAAGCUCCAAGAGAGCAUGGAAUUUUCUGCUGCUGUCCUCAGAUUACUGCCACACAUCCAUAAUCUAUUUUUUUUUCUUUUUUAAAAUCAAAACCACUCUGAAACUGUAAAUCACUCUUGUGACUGUACCCACAUGGCUUCUUAAAAAAUACUUCAACCAGAUAUUUAUCCUCAACUUGCUUUUGCCUCUAGUGAAAAGCUAUUUGUUUUGUUUUGUUCCUUUAACUGUCACUAAUACUGUCAGUGUCAUUCUGCCUUGUUCAGCAUGGUUCAACAGAGAAUUAGAAAUAUUCAUAAUGCUCCAUAUUUCUUUACAUUGCAACUCAAGAAUACUCCCUGAAGAUUCUCCUCCUUCGUGUGUUAUGUUUAAUCAGUUGCUCACUCACUAAUGCAGUUUAAUACAACAUUUUUGUUGAAAUUGCUAUUGAGGCAUUACUUAAACUUCAUCAUUAUUUUGGAUGUAGUUUGUGGUGCUGUUUAACUGUAUUGCAUUACACGGAGAGCUGUUUGUUAUUUGGCCUCCCCUCAGUGAUGUAAAAUAAUAAAGACACCUCUGCAUAUAUAACACAAUUGAGCAGCACCGCAAACUGUAACCUCCAAAAUGACCAGCUGAAUCAGCACCUCUCUAAAACAGUAUCGACGAUUUACUGCAGGACUGUUGUAUCAGACUGCAUUAGGUUCAGCUAGCUGUACCUAAUAAACUGGUGUAUAAUUUUGGCAACAAAUAUGCUCAGUUGCCAGAGAUAAACAAGAUGACAAAGAUCUUUUGGGAGGUAGCAGUCAUUUUGUAAUUGUUACACACCUUCUCUUGGAUUUAUGCUUGAGUCCAGUCUCACUAUGUGAGUGAUUUAAUUUUCUUAAUAGAAUAAAACAUGUUUCAUUUC